Messenger RNA from Thalassophryne amazonica, 2368 nucleotides. RefSeq names its product zinc finger protein 710a (gene znf710a). The record is from RefSeq and is a predicted model, not a curated record. Gene Ontology annotation, biological process: regulation of transcription by RNA polymerase II. Lineage: Eukaryota; Metazoa; Chordata; Actinopteri; Batrachoidiformes; Batrachoididae. Gene Ontology annotation, molecular function: RNA polymerase II cis-regulatory region sequence-specific DNA binding; DNA-binding transcription factor activity, RNA polymerase II-specific. The transcript is spliced from 6 exons. The coding region runs from base 8 to 2125 and encodes 705 amino acids.
UCUCCCGAUGAGAUCCCUGAAACACCUCAAACAUCACUCCAGGAACAAUGUGGAGGAGCAGAGCAGUCACCUGGUGCGGACAUAUCCCAAGAUGACUGAAGGCCUAGUGGAUGUGGGAACACAAACAGAGCCAGUGGUGGUGCUGUCUCUGGCUCAAGCUGCCGUUCUUGGCCUCAUCUCCCAGAAUGAAAUCUUUGGAGCCACCAUUGCACCCAAUGGGUUUUACAUGGGAGAACCUCGGGAGUGUCCUCCUCCUCCGCCUGAAGCAAUGGAGUACGAGUACGCUGACCAGCUCAUAGGGGCCAAUGGGGACUACCUGGCUGAUCCUGCUCGAGAAUCAGAACCCCAGCCCCACUGCAGUGAGAGGAAACGCCCCGGUCCUCGUGGGAGGACUAAGAGGCUCAGGAGUGAUGGGGAACUGGAGGGUCACCCACCUGAAAUAAGCGGUCCACAGGCUCAGGUUAAAGGUGAACAGUCAGAAUUGGAUACCCCUCCAUCCUGCAUUCAUAUACACAAUAGGCACAGUUCUGAAAAGCCAGAAGAGCCAGUGACCCCUCAACGUUCUCUGAAAAAGGAGCAGGCAUGUGUAAACUGUCCCACAUGUGUUAGAGAUACAGCCAGCCAGCAAACCGAGGUCCAGCCACAACAAGAGCAAGAAGAAAGUGCAGGUAGGGAAAGACAGGAGAAGCAGGAAGAGUUGGUGGUGGAGGAAGAAGUGGAGGAAGCGCUAAACCUCAAGACUAAUGGAGGGAGCAGUAGUCCUCUAGAGAAUCGCUACUACGAGUCCAAUGGAGUCACUUAUGAGUCUGCUGAUGUGGCGCUUCCGGCCGAGUACGAAGAGAAUGGGCAGGCCAUGCUGUGGUCCGACCCCGAGGGCCUUGCCAGGCGUAUGCAGAUUGACCGGCUGGACAUCAACGUACAGAUUGACGAAUCUUACUGUGUGGACGUGGGAGAAGGUUUGAAACGCUGGAAGUGCCGCAUGUGCGAGAAGUCGUACACAUCAAAGUAUAAUCUUGUCACGCAUAUCCUGGGGCAUAAUGGAAUUAAGCCUCAUGAAUGCGUGCAUUGUGGAAAGCUUUUCAAGCAGCCCAGCCACCUCCAGACUCACCUGCUCACCCACCAAGGAACCCGACCUCACAAGUGCACUGUCUGUGAGAAGGCCUUCACACAGACCAGCCACCUAAAGAGGCACAUGUUGCAGCACUCAGAUGUCAAGCCCUACAGCUGUCGCUUUUGCGGCCGCGGUUUCGCCUACCCAAGCGAGCUGAGGACCCACGAGAACAAGCACGAGAACGGCCAGUGUCAUGUCUGCACACAGUGCGGAAUGGAGUUCCCAACCUACGCACACCUGAAGCGCCACCUGACCUCCCAUCAGGGCCCCACCACAUACCAGUGCACAGAGUGCCACAAGUCUUUCGCGUACCGCAGCCAGCUGCAGAACCACUUGAUGAAGCACCAGAACGUGCGGCCCUAUGUUUGUCCCGAGUGCGGCAUGGAGUUUGUGCAGAUCCACCACCUCCGACAACACGCUCUCACUCACAAGGUACUGGCAGCGCAAGCCCUCGCUCUUAAGGGUAUGAAAGAAUUCAAGUGUGACGUCUGUGCCAGAGAGUUUACCCUGUCUGCCAACCUGAAGAGACACAUGUUGAUCCAUGCCAGCGUGAGGCCCUUCCAGUGCCACGUCUGCUUCAAGACCUUUGUCCAAAAGCAGACGCUUAAAACCCACAUGAUUGUGCACCUGCCAGUCAAGCCUUUCAAAUGCAAGGUGUGUGGAAAGUCGUUCAACAGAAUGUACAACCUCCUGGGCCACAUGCAUCUGCAUGCCGGCAGCAAGCCCUUCAAGUGUCCUUACUGCACUAGCAAGUUCAACCUGAAGGGCAACCUCAGUCGACACAUGAAGGUCAAACACGGCAUCAUGGACGCAUCAGUAGAAGGCCAAGAAGCCCCCCAAGACACAGAAAGUCAGGAGGACUAUGAAGAGGAAAGUUUUGAGUUCAGUGAACGAGAAAACCGGGCUUCUAACAACAAUAACAACAGCAGCAGCACACCAGAUGGAGCCAAACUAUCUCAAAUGGAGUUUUACAGCACCUAUGGGAAGGGUACGGGGCGCUUCAGCACGACCUGAAUGAUUCAAAUCGCCCCAAAUUGAGAUUACGUUUGAACUAAUGAAAACUGGAUUUUUUUUUGUUUGUUUUUUUUUUUUUGCUAAAGACAAAGUGCUUGGGUUGGUAUUCAAGUGCACGAAGAAAUCCAGCACAACUGCACAUUCACAUGCACUGGAACCACUUCUAAUUCUCCAGAAUUUUGAAAACUUGACUUUUUAUUAACUUUUUAUUUUUUUUCAUCUCACCAUUGCAAAUCAACUGGA